AUGAGUCAGGACUCCCAGCUUCUGACACCUGGACCAUCAGUCAGCAGGAAACUAAGCUGGACAAAACGAUUGUUCCGGAGGUCAGAAUCAAAGUCUAAGCCAAAUGAGUUGAUACUGGUCCCCUUGUUUUGUGAUGAUGCCAAGGAUGGCCAUGUGUAUGACAACUACUUCUUCACCUCCUCCUCUCUGCCACACGGUGACAGCACACCUGGGGCGCCAGUCCUGUCCAGUGACAUCAGCCCUAUGGUGGAUCCGCUGCCGGGUGAAAUAAGUGAGACAAUCUUUUCCAUGGCACAUGCCAUGCAUGGACAACAUCUGCCAUUCGACAGCAAAGAGCAUGAAGAGUGUGUGACAGCCGCUGCCAAGCUGUACACUGAGCACCUGGAAGAGCCAAAUUCACCGAGUCAGGAUCCAUCAAUUUCUGAUCCAUCCUCCACUUUGGAGCCUUCCCAGACUCAGACUGAAGCAACAAAAGUGUCAUCUUAUCAAGUCCUUGUACACCAUGCUUCACAAGACAAUUGGACAGCCUACCGACAAGUACAGGAGAAUAAGCCUGAUCUAGAUUCAAAUUGUGUGAACUUUGCUAUUAAGGUGAUCCAACCAUUUCCUAAAUGCAAUGCAAUUACCAUCUCUGCCUAUCUUCCUGGUUCUUCACCUACAGAAACUGGAAUCUUACCUACACACACUGCAGAGGCAAUUUUCAAGUUGUGGAAGUGGGAGCAAGAGAGUGUAACACACGAAGGAUUUAAAAAAAUGGCCCUUGAAGACAUCUACGAAGUGUACGCAAAAGCAGUCUCAAGGAUGAGAUUAGCCAUCUCUUGUAUCAUUCCAAAAAGCAAAUCGUGUCCAGUUAUGCCAACCGAGGAAAUCAUUUGGAAUGGCCUCAGGGCCACAGUGUCCAUUGCUCUGGACGACGAAGCAAAAACAAUAAGUGCAAUUGUGGAGUAUUUUGGUGGACUGUCAUCAGAAAUUCUUCCGACCAGCGUCAUUCCCAGAGCCUUAUGA
This is a messenger RNA of Tremella mesenterica DSM 1558, 1005 nucleotides long. RefSeq lists its product as uncharacterized. The record is from RefSeq and is a predicted model, not a curated record. Lineage: Eukaryota; Fungi; Basidiomycota; Tremellomycetes; Tremellales; Tremellaceae. Bases 1 to 1005 code for a protein of 334 amino acids. The transcript has 2 exons.